This is a messenger RNA of Onychostruthus taczanowskii (white-rumped snowfinch), 1574 nucleotides long. It is a transcript of the gene SMIM19, whose product is annotated as small integral membrane protein 19. The record is from RefSeq and is a predicted model, not a curated record. The coding region runs from base 368 to 736 and encodes 122 amino acids. NCBI's taxonomy places the organism in Eukaryota, Metazoa, Chordata, Aves, Passeriformes, Passeridae. The transcript has 3 exons.
AGGACUUUCUUCACAGAAAGGGUGAUUUGCCACCGGAACGGGUGGUGGAGUCCCCUUCCCCGAGGUGUUUAAGGAGAGGCUGGGUGUGGCACCCGGUGCCACGGUCCGGUUGACAAGGUGGUGUUCGAUCACAGGCUGCACUCGAUGGUCUCAGAGCUCUUUUCCAACCGCACUGAUUCUGAUUCUAUGAUUUAUUUCAGAGUUGCACAAGCCCAGGCGCUGGCUGGCAGCGGCAUUAAUGUUCCCCGGCACGGUUUAGCGCUAGUUACGACUCCCGGCGCACCUCGGAGCCCCCCCGCCAUGGCGUCCGGCACCGCCCUGACGUCACUUCCCGGGCCGGGGGCCGCCCCUGCCGGCCGCGCUCCCCAUGGCGGCGGCGGUGGCGGGGGCUGGAGGGGCGGGCGGCGGCGGCGGCGCCUCGGCGGCGCUGGGCGACGGCGGCGCCAUCGACUACUCGGUGCACGAGGCGUGGAACGAGGCCACCAACGUGUACCUGCUGGUGGUGCUGGCCAGCCUCGCCCUGCUCGUCUACGCGCGGCGGAACAAGAGGAGGAUCAUGCGCAUCUUCACCCUGCCCCCGGCCGCCGAGACGCCGCCCGAGCCCAACUUCUACGACAGCAUGAAGAAGAUCCGCCUGCGGCAGCAGCUGGAGAUGUACUCCAUCGCAAGGAAGUAUGAACAGCAGCAGCAGCAGCCACCAAAACAGACUGAAAGCGUACAGCUCUCAGUGGAAUGAAGCCCACAGUUCUGUAGGAACUCAGGACGUAUAUCCAGUGCUGAUUUUAAGAGUCAAUGUGGAGCUAUUUUCAGUGCUUUUUAAUUGACACACAGCUGAAGGCAAGGGGGAAACAGAGGGGACUGUCCCUAAAAGUUUGUUCUUAGCAGCUUUUCUCUGAGUCCUCGUGAGGUAAAGCAAGUGCCCGCUGGAACAUUCAGCAUGAAAGCACCCAGCACAGGGCAAACCUGCUCAGAGGAACCUGAGGGUAGGGAAGUGCAGUCUUAGCAAUGUCUGAAAUUAUUUCUCUCUGCUAGCACCUUGGAAAUCAGCUCCUACCUUCUCUGGCAACAGCACCCUGGAGAAAGCGAGGCAGUACCUGUCUGCCUGGAAAGCCUUGUGCUCCUUGAUGACGAGUUGUUGAAUUUGCUGAAUACAGUCAGUAAGUGUGAAUGAAGGCACUGUGGCCCUACUGCCUGGUGAAGGUGAAGCUUUGAGAGCCCAGAGUGUCACUGGUGGUAGUGCAGAAAAUUCUGCUCUCUGUUUAUCUGGGAGUUGUGUAUGCAAUACUGUGAACCUUUCCUGGCGAAACUUUGAGAAGUACACAGUGAACUGCAUGUCUAGAAGACACUUAAAGCCACUACUCUAAUGUUAAUAGCAAAGGUGGUUAGCUCAAUUUAGCCAAAUUGCUGUAAAGAAUGGGUCUGUCUGUAAAAAUCGGUAUAAGCAGGUCAUAGCUUGUCCAGGAGAGACUUCACACUGCAGUUACUUUUUCUUUCUAGGUAAAUCUCAAAAUCAGUUAAUUGAAAGGAUUCUGCAGAAAUUACUUUUUAAUAAAAUCAUCUAAUCAUGAAAACUA